CGCCCAAAACAUUCCUGAGCCUUCCUUUUUACUGCUGCCUCCCUCAAUCCUCUCUACUCCCUAUAUUCUCUUUUCCCUUUCACCUUCUUCCUUAUUUCUCCACUAUUUGCCCUUCAAUUGGGCACAUUUCCCACCGCCUUUCAAUACUGCGCAUUGCCUUCGUCUCCGCUUGAGUUCGCGUUUCUUUUGAUCCUUUACAUUGAAUAUUUGAAUCGCUCCGUUGCUCGAUCGGUUGAUGCGUCGUUGUUUCAGAAUUCUGUGAUGGAAUCGUUCUGGACGCCUAAUGGCGUCCCCGGCGUUUCGCAUUUUGCCGUAGCUUUCUAUUUCGUUUUUGCGUUCUUCGCGGCAAGGGCAUUCCUCGACAGAUUUAUUUUUCGCAGGCUGGCAGUCUGGCUGGUGACCCGAGGUACUAGUCGGUCGAAACGGAGUGAGGAGACAAGGACAAAGAUAGCAAAAUGUGCAGAGUCCAUGUGGAAGUUUACGUACUAUGGUACUGCUGAGUUUUGUGUUUUGGCAGCUAAUUACCAGGAACCAUGGUUUACAGAUGUGAAAGAAUACUUUACAGGCUGGCCUAAUCAAGAACUUAAGCUUUCCGUGAAACUUAUCUACAUGUGCCAAUGUGGAUUCUACCUCUAUAGCAUUGCUGCCCUCCUUACCUGGGAAACUCGAAGGAAGGAUUUCUCUGUCAUGAUGUCUCAUCAUAUCGUCACUGUCAUCCUAAUUUCUUAUUCAUAUAUGACAAGGUUCUUCCAGAUAGGAAUUGUUAUUCUUGCAUUGCAUGAUGCCAGCGAUGUAUUCCUUGAAGGUGCUAAAAUUUUUAAAUACUCAGGAAAAGAGCUAGGAGCUAGUGCAUUUUUUGGUUUGUUUGCCAUAUCAUGGCUCGUGCUAAGGCUUAUAUACUUUCCGUUUUGGAUCAUCAGGUCAUCGAGCUACUAUUUAUGUCAAGUCCUGAACCUGUCACAGACAUCCCAUGCAACAAUGUACUAUAUCUUCAACACAAUGUUAAUAACUCUGCUUGUUUUCCACAUUUACUGGUGGGUCCUCAUAUGUUCAAUGAUAACAAGACAGCUGAACAAUAGAGGAAAAGUUGGGGAAGACAUACGAUCAGGUGAGUCUUUUUAUUUUUGGAGAUAUGCAUAACCAUUUAUUCCUUCAGCACUAUUUGAAAUGCUUCAACAAAUCUGUUGAAAUUAUGGCAAGAAAUUCGAUGUAGAAAUUCUGCCUUCAGUUUGGGUCAGUGAUAGGUGCUCUUUCAUCAACUAGACCUUUCGUAAAACCUUCCCUACGAAUUUGUACCUGUCGUCAUUUGGCAUUAAAGGCUUAAAAGGAGAGGAAUUGGUAAAAUUGUGCUUAUGUGCUCAUCGGUCAUGUUCUAGGAAUUAUUAUCCCUUGAUAAGAAACCAUUUCUCAACUCUUUAUGUUUGUGCCUAAUUAUUAUGUCAUAUUCCAAAUUUUUGCCCAACAAAUAAUCUCUGUCAGUAUUCAUUACUAACACUUGAAUAUCUAUGGACAGACACCGAAGAUGAUGACUAGGGUGGAGAUCACCAUCUUCAAGACCUUUUGAAAAUAUGGAUUGUUACGAUGCAGGUUUGUUUAGUGAACAUUUGGCUUAGUGGAAUAGCUAAAUAUUUUGCAGAACUUUCCUAACUCGUAUUCUCCAUUGUUGUAAUAGACUAGUAGGUAAGAUAGGGGCUUCUUGCAUUUAGAAAAGAACUUGUAGAAUUUUCUUGUGGAAUUGAUGAUACUAUCCUUAGCAAUGAUCAAUUCAAUCACCCAAUUAUUCAA
Salvia miltiorrhiza (redroot sage) is the source of this 1785-nucleotide messenger RNA. Its product is annotated as ceramide synthase LOH2. The record is from RefSeq and is a predicted model, not a curated record. Gene Ontology annotation, molecular function: sphingosine N-acyltransferase activity. The transcript has 5 exons. Gene Ontology annotation, biological process: ceramide biosynthetic process. NCBI's taxonomy places the organism in Eukaryota, Viridiplantae, Streptophyta, Magnoliopsida, Lamiales, Lamiaceae. Gene Ontology annotation, cellular component: endoplasmic reticulum; membrane. The coding region runs from base 262 to 1140 and encodes 292 amino acids.